Molecule: messenger RNA, 501 nt
Organism: Sphenostylis stenocarpa
Lineage: Eukaryota; Viridiplantae; Streptophyta; Magnoliopsida; Fabales; Fabaceae
Source: the annotation of a GenBank genome assembly
AUGGAGUUGGUUAAAAUUUUGAGAAUCUUCACAUCCAUUGAUUUCUCCUCCAACCAUUUUGAAGGCCCGAUACCAGACAAACUAAUGGAAUUCAAAGAACUUUAUGCCCUCGACUUGUCAAACAAUUGUUUGUCUGGUAAAAUCCCAUCAUCAAUUGACAACCUGAUCCAGUUGGAAUCUCUAGACCUUUCAAAAAACUCUUUGAGUGGAGAAAUUCCUAUACAGCUUGCAAGUUUGUCAUUUCUUUCAUAUUUAAACCUCUCUUUCAAUCAUUUGGUGGGAAAGAUUCCAACAGGUACCCAACUUCAAUCAUUUCCGGCUUCUUCCUUCGAAGGUAAUGAUGGGUUAUACGGUCCUCCAUUAAUUGAAAAACAAAAAGACAAGAAACUAGGGGUGCUGCUAGAACCAGAAUGUAGAAGGCUAGGUAUGGUAUUGCCAACUUCUGAACAGAAUUCUUUGCCUCAUCUUUCCGCAAUUGUAUCUUCAAUAUGUGACCGAUAG